Fulvia fulva is the source of this 1338-nucleotide messenger RNA. RefSeq lists its product as uncharacterized. The transcript has a single exon. The record is from RefSeq and is a predicted model, not a curated record. Bases 1 to 1338 code for a protein of 445 amino acids. NCBI's taxonomy places the organism in Eukaryota, Fungi, Ascomycota, Dothideomycetes, Mycosphaerellales, Mycosphaerellaceae. Gene Ontology annotation, molecular function: FMN binding; oxidoreductase activity.
AUGUCUCUCAAACUCCAGCAAGCAAAGCAGUACAACUCGGACUGGGACACUCCGGAUCCAAAAGCACCAUCAUCAUACCAACGCGACAUCUACUCAUCAUUCUCCAAGCCCAUCUUCUCCACCAAACCAUUGCAAUGGCAGGAGCUUGCCCGGGAGAAAGUUCCCGCAGAGAACUUUGGCUACGUGUACGGCUCCGCCAGCAGCUUCGCCACACACAAGGCCAACUUGGAGGCGUUUGAUAGGUAUAGACUCAAGCCGAAGAUGUUGGUCAAUGCUACACGACGAGAUAUUGGUGUCGAGCUCUUCGGGACGAGAUAUGCCAGUCCUCUUCUCGUGGCGCCUGUGGGUGUGCAGAACAUCAUGCACGCUGACGCCGAGGAAGCCACGGCCCGUGCCUGCGAGAAAGUGAAGGUGCCAAUGAUCUUGUCCACGGCUGCCACGAGAACAAUCGAGGAAGUGGCCAAAGCAAACGGCAACGGCGACCGAUGGUACCAACUCUACUGGCCAAAACCACAAGAGGAAGCCAUCACCGUCAGUCUCCUGAACCGAGCGAAGGCGAACGGCUUCAAAGUGCUGGUCGUGACACUGGAUACUUUCACUAUUGCUUGGCGACCAGAAGAUCUCGACAACUCAUACCUGCCUUUCCUCUGGGGCGACGGGUGCCAGAUUGGGCACUCUGACCCCGUCUUCAACGAGCGAUACGCAGACAUGCAAGCAGCCGACAAUCGCUCAGCGUCCGAGAAGCUGAGUGAAGCUUGGGAUAUGAUGAAGCGUCCCGGUACACCUUGGGGCGCUCUCAAGGUGCUUGCUAAUGCGAAUGCGAUGAAGAAGUCUCGUGCUUGGUUAGACGUUAUGAAUUCUGGUACAUACCGGGAAUGGAAACACCUUGAAACCCUGAAGAAGUUGUGGGAUGGCCCGAUUGUGCUCAAGGGCAUUCAGACGGUGGAGGAUGCACACAGGGCCAUCGAGUAUGGUAUGGAUGGCAUUAUCGUCAGCAACCACGGAGGUCGUCAGCUCGAUGGUGCCAUCGCUUCACUUGACGCCCUGGCCGAGAUUGGUGCCGACGAGAAGGUCAAGCAGUCUGGUCUCACGCUUCUGUUCGACAGCGGGAUUCGAACUGGAAGCGAUGUUCUCAAAGCGCUUGCGCUGGGCGCCAAAGCUGUGUUGAUCGGCCGACCAUAUAUGUACGGUCUUGCUAUCAAGGGGCAAGCUGGUGUUGAGCAUGUUAUGAAGUGCUUGCUGGCAGAUACUGAUAAUAUGGUCGGUCAGCUUGGCAAGAAGUCUAUCAACGAGGUCAGCAGAGAUGAUCUUCAAAUUAGACGUGAGUCGAAGCUCUAG